UUAAAUUAAUGCGCAUAUAUAUUUUGAUGUAUGUAGAUAUAAAUGCACUUACAUAUGCAUAUACAAAUGUAUUCGUGUGACACAAGAGUGCUCCCAUUGUUCACAUGUAUAAAUACCUCCUGUUCACGACGAACGUCGAAUAGUUACUAUUAUACAUCAAUCGACGUAAGGAGUUUCAUUACGGUCAUAGACAUAAAGCUGCAAUGAUCGGUAUGAGCAAAAUAUUCUAGUAAAAAGCCAAGAAUGGUUCAUGGAUCGCAAAUGACAGAAACAGAGAAAAUAUCAAGAAUGGGAUUCGUAGAGCUUUACGAUUUUUAUUGGAAUCAGAAUGCUGAUCCAAGGACAAAUGGUUUACCAUUUAUCGGAUCGCCUGUUAUUAUACCUUCCAUCGUAUUGUUUUACUUAUACUUUGCUCUAAAAUAUGGUCCCGAAUUCAUGAAAGAUAGAAAACCGUACGACUUGAAUACCUUCAUGAAAUACUACAAUGUCUUUCAAAUUAUCGCUAACAUAUAUGUGGUGCAGCAAUUCAUCACUGUAGGCUGGUUCACUGAAAUAACCAUGUACUGUGAAAUACCAGAUUUUUCGUAUAAACCUGGUCCUCUCAAGUUAACUUAUAUAAUGUGGUUGGUAACAAUGUUGAAAUUGAUCCAUUUCGUGGAAACGUUCGUCUUCGUUCUUAGAAAGAAGAAGGAACAAGUUUCAUUUUUGCAUCUAUACCAUCAUGUAACUACGAUCUUAUUAUGUUGGCUUACAACAAAAUAUGUUCCGGUGGCGAUGUCUUCGUUCACUCUGCUCGUAAACUGCGGCGUACACGUGAUCAUGUAUACCUAUUACUUCCUUAGCACGUUUGGUCCAAAGUUUCGGAGAGUAUUAGCUACAUAUAAACCAAUAUUGACCAUCGUGCAAAUGGUAAGUGUAAAUUAAAUUUUAAGUUUAAUCAUAACUUAUUUAGUCAAUUUUAAUAUACUAUUUUUCUCGUUAUAUCAGGCACAAUUUAUAAUUUUACUGAUACAAAAUGUGCAAUCGCUUCUUCCGUCUUGUCCUGUACCGAAACUACCAGGCACUAUUUCGGCGACCAAUUUAAUCAUAAAUUUCAUUCUUUUUUACAACUUUUAUCAAAGAAAAUACACGAAAUCUGCUUCAAAGGAACGUUGAACCAUAUGGAAUUCGUGAAAAAUUGUGUAUUCAAUAUAAUACGUUUUUAUUAUGAUCGUAAAUGCAUCUGUUUUAAUCACAAAACUACAAAAUAUAACCUAAUCAAUGAAAGAAGACGCUUUCGAAAGAGAUAUAACGAAAACUACCGCUAUAAAUAUUAUUUCAAUGAAUAGUUUAAUCGUUUCGAUUGAACUGGCUAUAAGUUAAGUUACCAAUUAUGACGAUGUCUAUAUAAAAAUGAUAUUUGUA
Messenger RNA from Bombus pascuorum, 1404 nucleotides. Its product is annotated as elongation of very long chain fatty acids protein 1-like. The record is from RefSeq and is a predicted model, not a curated record. Gene Ontology annotation, molecular function: fatty acid elongase activity. Lineage: Eukaryota; Metazoa; Arthropoda; Insecta; Hymenoptera; Apidae. The coding region runs from base 244 to 924 and encodes 226 amino acids. The transcript is spliced from 3 exons. Gene Ontology annotation, biological process: fatty acid elongation, saturated fatty acid; sphingolipid biosynthetic process; fatty acid elongation, polyunsaturated fatty acid. Gene Ontology annotation, cellular component: endoplasmic reticulum membrane.